This is a messenger RNA of Hypanus sabinus (Atlantic stingray), 2461 nucleotides long. RefSeq names its product transmembrane reductase CYB561D2 (gene cyb561d2). Gene Ontology annotation, cellular component: endoplasmic reticulum. The record is from RefSeq and is a predicted model, not a curated record. Bases 79 to 747 code for a protein of 222 amino acids. The transcript is spliced from 3 exons. Gene Ontology annotation, molecular function: transmembrane monodehydroascorbate reductase activity. Lineage: Eukaryota; Metazoa; Chordata; Chondrichthyes; Myliobatiformes; Dasyatidae.
UCCCCCGACGUCACGACCCGUAGCGCCUUCAAGACGUACGACGUAAUGACGCAGAGGCGCCCGCACUAACGGCGUGCGAUGAUGGUGGAGCCGAGCUCCGAGUUUUGGCUUUACCGCAUACUGCGGAAAGCCGCCGGGAUGGUUGCACACCUUCUGUGUCUGGGAUUCACUAUCGGGAUCGGGGUGGUCAGUAGACCGGGGACGAGUCUAUUUUCGUGGCAUCCAUUCCUGAUGGCUCUUGCUUUUUCCUUCAUUAUGACUCAAGCCAUUCUGCUGUUUUCUCCAGAGAGUUCCCUUAUUUUGUCCUACUCAAGGAAAAUUAAAGUCCGAUCCCACUGGGUGCUGCAGGGGUUGGCCACUGUGUGUGCCAUCUUGGGCUUGACCAUUAUCAGCUAUAAUAAAUACCUGAAUGACAAACCACAUUUUACUAGCUGGCACGGUUUGAUCGGGCUAGCAACUGUCCUAUACAUUUGCGUGCAGUCUACUGGUGGGGUGACACUGCUAUAUCCCAAACUAAUGAGGAAAUGGUCUCUGGCCAAACUGAAGUCAUAUCAUGCUACCUCUGGAUUGGUUGGCUACCUACUAGGCUGCGCCAGUCUGUUACUGGGCAUGUGUUCGGAAUGGUUCACAGGGACAGUGGCUAGUGUUAGCUGGUAUCUGGCCAUUUGCUGCCCAGUUCUGUUGGCAUUGGUCAUCAUGAACCAAAUUACAAAUGCCUAUCUGAAGAAAAAGAGGAUACAGCCUUAAAUACUCUUCCCCCCUGGCAGCAGCUGCUUAUUAGCUACUCGGACUCUUUUUAAUCUGUAAUUCUACUACAGAAGUCUUAAAACCAACUUCAGUCAGUGUGCAGAGAUUCUUGUCAAUGCUGGUGAUUGAUGAUGAUGUUGAAACUACUGGUAAAUCAGUCCUACUCCUUGAUUCUGCUGGCAAAUGAAAAAGUGGACCUGACGAAAGACUGGAUUGCUUUCCAUCUCAUCUGAUGUUGCUCUUUUAAAGUGUUCCCCUUUGACUGGUCAGCACAGCAGUGAUAGUGCUGGCUUACUUCAGUCCAUUCUCACUGACUGAAGUCCAAGAGAAUAUUCUGUAAAUGGAAACAAAUGAGACAAGAUGUUGCAUGAAACAGAGUUGAGUGUUAAAGCCAAAAUCUUCUGUUGUUGUACUGUAUUUAAAUGAAAGCAUGGUUUCAUCUCACAUUAAGAGAUUAAUUCUGAUAAUCUAAAAUAAUUUGUAAUGUACAAUUUAUAUCUCUGGUUAUUCACAAGCCUUCAUUCAUUUCAGUAGAAUUAUUAUCCCUUCCACCAUAUGAGUUUGUGGUUCCCUCAUUGUAGUAAUUUUCGACUAGAAGGAUGGUUAAUGUCAAUCUUGAUUGAGAUAAGCUUUUUAUUUAUUAAUGCAUACACAAUAUUAAGUGUGCUGUUUAACUUUCUACCUUCAUAUUUCAAAGUCAUUGCCCUGCAAGUAUUAAAUCCUGUGCGUCUUCUGUUGUUUUUCCGUAGUGUUGUGAUGUAUUGUGUGAACAUUUUGCUCCAGUUAGCUUGGAACAAAAUAAUAUUUUAUUGCUGAUUGAUCUUUUGAGCUGAGAGGAACACCUUUAUAACAGUGGUAUGUUCUAUCUAAAUGUAUUUACAGACUGCUACAUAACAUAUUUGAUACUCAGUUCUGUCAAAGUCAAUAGACAAAAUAUGGGCUAAAGUAGAUAAUGGUCCAUCAAAAUUAUGCCAUCUGCAUUAUGUUCAAACCACUGGUUUCACCACAUAGUCUGUCCUGACCGUUCUUUAGCUCCAGUAAAUUAUUUUCAGUUUAACUAAAAAAGUAAAAAAUUAUGUUAUGGUGAGACCAUUUCUGAUCAUGUGUGUGUACUAAUGUGUCCAUGUAAUUCUGUCUUCAAAAGAAUCACAUCAAUCACAGUGGGAAGGAAUUCCUUGCUUGAAUCCUUUUGACAGUGUUGUUACUCCCUUGUAGUAUAUUUUGUCUGGUUUAUGACAGCUGAGGUAGGACUGUAUUCAGAAAGUAAGGGAAUAGAUGGUUGAGAAGUACUGUCAUUACAAUUAAGUGAUUAUUCAAAAAGAAUUGUAACUGAAAAUAUAAAUUACCUUGAAAAUACCAAAAAAUCUUGAACGUACUGAUGAUGCACUCUCUCAUAUUUUUAUGUUGACUGACCUGAACCCCCCAAAUCCUCAGAUUGCUAAGGAGAGUUCUUCAGUAAAAUGGAUCUGUUUGAUUGAAUCUCAGUUUCCAACAGGGUUGAUACCAAAGCAUCCUAUGAUCAAAGGAGUUUCGAUACAGAGUUAUCAGGGAUAUACAGUUCCCAGUGGUAAUGAUGUGCUUAAUAAUGAUGCAAAGAGAUUCAGAUAUUUCUGCUCCACUUGUUGGAUUUUAUUGCUAAUUUCUUUGAUUUACUGAAGCCAUUUGUACUGUGCCUUGUAGUCAGUGUGCACACAAUAAAUGUCCAUCUCUCAUG